AGGUCACACAGAACGAUGCUCGUGUCUCAGCCUAACUUCCUCACUGAGUAAGCUGGAGCUGAUUUCUCGCUGCCUCGGCUCUUGCCUCCCUGGAGCCCCAUGCCAUGCAGGUGCAGGACGCACCCCGGCGGCCCUCGGCCGUGCACUUCCUCAGCUCCUUUCUCCACGGCCGCCGACACUCUACCUCGGACCCCGUCCUGCGGCUGCAGCAGGCCCGGCGCGGCUCUGGUCCCAGCUCUGCCACGAAGCUCUUGUCCUCAUCCUCCCUCCAGGUGAUGGUGGCUGUGUCUUCAGUCUGCCGUGCCGAGGGGAACCCAACUUUCCCCGAGAGAAAAAGAAAUUCAGAACGUCCAACACCAAAGUACACAAAAGUAGGAGAGCGUUUACGGCAUGUCAUUCCUGGACAUGUGGCAUGUUCCAUGGCGUGUGGUGGUAGAGCGUGCAAGUAUGAGAACCCAGCCCGCUGGAGCGAAGAGGAGCAAGCCAUUAAGGGGGUUUACUCGUCCUGGGUCACUGACAAUAUCCUGGCCAUGGCCCGCCCAUCAUCUGAGCUGCUGGAGAAGUACCACAUCAUUGAGCAGUUCCUCAGCCAUGGCAUAAAAACAAUAAUCAACCUGCAGCGCCCUGGUGAGCAUGCUAGCUGUGGGAACCCUCUGGAACAAGAAAGUGGUUUCACGUACCUUCCGGAAGCUUUCAUGGAGGCUGGCAUUUAUUUCUACAAUUUCGGGUGGAAGGAUUAUGGUGUAGCGUCUCUUACCACCAUCCUAGAUAUGGUGAAGGUGAUGACAUUUGCCUUACAGGAAGGAAAACUAGCUGUCCAUUGUCAUGCAGGGCUCGGUCGAACAGGUGUUUUAAUAGCCUGUUACUUAGUUUUUGCAACAAGAAUGACUGCAGACCAAGCAAUUAUAUUUGUGCGGGCAAAGCGACCCAAUUCCAUACAAACCAGAGGACAGCUACUCUGUGUAAGGGAAUUUACUCAGUUUCUGACUCCUCUCCGCAACAUAUUCUCUUGUUGUGAUCCCAAAGCACAUGCUGUCACCUUAGCUCAAUAUCUAAUUCGCCAGCGUCAUCUACUUCAUGGUUAUGAGGCACGGCUUCUGAAACAUGUGCCAAAAAUUAUCCACCUCGUUUGCAAGUUGCUCUUGGACUUAGCUGAAAACAGACCAGUGGUGAUGAAGGAUGUGUCUGAAGGACCUGGUCUCUCUGCUGAAAUCGAAAAGACUGUGUCUGAGAUGGUCACAAUGCGGCUGGACAAAGAGUUACUGAGGCAUGACAGUGACGCGUCUGACCUGUUUAACCCCACUGCAGUGGCGGCAGAUUUUGAGAAUCAGGAUGUGAUUCUUUCCAGUGAGCAGGAGUUUGACCCCCUUUGGAAGAGGCGGAAUGUUGAGUGCCUUCAACCCCUGACUCAUCUGAAAAGGUGUCUCAGCUACAGUGACUCAGAUUUAAAGAGGGCUGAGUCCCUCCUGAAACAAGGGGAGACUCCACGGAUGGUGCCUGCCCAGGUCUUGCUUUGCCACAACUCCAGGCAGCAGAAACCUGUUAGCCACUGUUACGUCCCACAGUCUCCAGGACUAGAUUUACACAAGGAAGCGUUGGUUCGAAGCACAUUUUCUCUGUGGGGGAGUCAGUCUAAGUGUGGAGGCUUGGAAGGACUCAAAGAUAAUGGGUCAUCACUUUUCCACAAGAGUAACAUUCCAAAGGAAGCACAGCAGAGUACAGCUUUCUCUGAAGGUGUUUCAGGCUCACACAGCCCAGGGGAGCCAGUUUCACCCAACUUUCCAAAUGCCCAUAAGUAUCUAAACCCUUCUCGCCAGCAAGUAGCCCACUGUCGGUGUGAAACUCAUGGUGAUUGGGGCCCUGGCUCUGUCAAGGAGGACAGCAGGACUCACCCAAGCCCUCUGGACUGUGGCUCUAGUCCCAAAGCACAGUUCUCAGCUGGACAUGAAACCCAGGACAACAAAGAUCUGUCUGAAGCAAUUCCGCACUCUGCUUUGCUGUCUGGAUUGAGUGUGGAAGCAAGGAGAAUACUGGCAGCGAAAGCCCUGGCAAAUUUAAAUGAGUUUGCAGAAAAGGAGGAAGUAAAAAGGAAAGUAGAAAUGUGGCAGAAAGAACUAAAUUCCCGAGAUGGAGCUUGGGAAAGAAUAUGUGGCGAGAGGGACCCUUUUAUCCUGUGCAGUUUGAUGUGGUCUUGGGUGGAGCAACUGAAGGAACCUGUAAUCACCAAAGAAGAUGUGGACAUGUUGGUUGACAGACAGGCAGAUGCCGCGGAAGCGCUGUUUUUGUUAGAGACGGGACAACACCAGACUAUUCUCUGUGUGUUACAUUGCAUUGUGAGCCUACAGACGGUUCCCGUGGACGUGGAGGAGGCUUUCCUUGUUCAUGCCAUUAAAGCUUUCACUAAGGUUAAUUUUGAUUCUGAAAAUGGACCAGUAGUUUACAGCACCCUGAAGAAAAUAUUUAAGCACACUCUGGAAGAAAAAAGAAAAAUGACAAAAGACGGCCCUAAGCCUGGCCACUAGUGAAGCUGACUUUCUCUCAAGAUGAGUAUUUCCGACCUAAAUACCCAGUUCAUAUGUGAAUAAGUUGAAGUUUGCGGAGCUACCUUUUCCCAUAGCACUUUACUUUGAAUGCUGUUGUUUGUGCUGACAACGAUCGUUCCUAGUUGGAGCAAUUAUUUAUUUUAAAGUAUCCUCGAACUACAUUUUUGUUUUGGAAAAUUGCCAUAAAGUUGGUGCCACUUCCUUUUAUUUAUUUCACUGAAUUUAUAGUGUUGUAUUAACAUUUUAAAUAUGUGGUGUUUACAUUCUUAUUCUUUUUGAUGUUUUGGAGAAAGUUGUAACUCAUCUUUCCAGAACAACCAUUUUCUUGACAGAACUCUUCCUGGAGUUUUUACCAAAUAGAUAAUUUCAGUAGUAAAACCUCACUGUGUAUCCAUCCCCCUGACACAUGACCUAAGAAAGUCACCAAGUGUCUUAAACUGUUUUAUAUUUGUUACCAAGAAGGCUAUUGAUAAAAUAUUUUUUAAAGAAUUUUUUAAAAACUUUCUUUGAAAUUAUUUGUUUUUCCUUUUCAUCUUACAGAUGUGACCAGGGGUUUCAAAGUGUGUUAUUUUUCAGAGCGAUUUACUUUUACUUUAAGGGAGUGACUGUGAAGUGGUUGGGAUUUUUUACUUGUAGUAAGUAGACUUGCUCUUUGUCAGGCUUCCAGACAACUUCGCCAGCCUUGGCUGUCAUAAGGAGGCAGGAGCAGUUUUCAACACACCAGGCCUUAUUCCCACUCCCUUGGGUUGCUGCUGAGCUAAACAGCAUCUUUACAAAGGCAGUGGAUCAGAGGCGGGCAGCGUGGGAAGUUGCUAAGAAGCAGGACUUGCCUCUGUUUUCCCAGGGACUCCACAGGGACAGUCUUGCGGGGGCCAGGGCUCUAUGCCAGCCCUGCUUUAUCAGGGUGCUGUGCCACUCUGCAGAGGCAACUGUCGGAGCUGGAAGAAGUCAGGGCUGGGCCACUGCUCAUGCUGAUGGUGUAUGAGCGUGAGCAGCCUGGCCCUGGCCCCACACUCCCAAAUCUGCCACUCCAAAGACCCACUUGCCUUAGGGCUCUAUCUUUUGCUGCUUUUUUACCAUGAGAAAUAAAAUUUUUAAAUUGAAUUUGACCCUAUGCAGGUUACUUUCACCCUAACUGGCAUCAGAUAAGAAAAAGUGUCUAAACCAGUUUGUUAUAGACCAAACUGUCAAUCAGCAAUUGAAGCCAUGACUUUUGUUUAAAUUAAUAUGUGGUGAUACAAGGGGCCAUGCCAUGGACAGGAUAGUAGUUUUUCCCAACAAAGGUGAUACUGAUCAGACCAAUUUCAAACUGAAGAAGCUACUAUUAAUAUUUAAUCUUAAAGAUGGAAUUUCAGGGGAAACCAGACUAAUUUAGAACAAAUAAAAUUCCUCCAACUCUUACAUUCCUGAAUUAAGAUCUAGCACAUCAAAAAUAUUUUAGUCAUUAUCAGUUUAACUAACUCUAAUGACAAACGCUAAAUGCAGCAUUCUUCCACAUUGUUUGAAUUUUCUUGGAAAAUCAAAUCCAAGUUAAUGAACUAGGUUGCCCACUCCUGAAAUGUCUUAUUUUCAAGUGCCUGGCCUGGGAAAGAAAGGAGGAAACAGUUGCAUUUCAUCCAAAGGUACAUUAUAAAAAUAGGGUUUUUACCCCCAAAAAAGUUUGUUCUCAGUCACCUACACAUAGGCAAGGACAUGACAGCUCUUUUGACAAGCCAGCUGUUUGUUUGCCUAUGCAUGUGAAACGCUCGUUUCAAAUUAGGGAACAGUCAUGAUGUGACCGCAGCGCUGCAUGUCUGACAGUCUAAGCACACAAGCCCGAAAAGCCUGAAAAAGAGAUAUGAUGGGGACAUUAAUCCGGCUAUGUAAAAGUAUUGUAUUUAUUUGAAUAAAAGUGAAAAAAAAAAACCC
Molecule: messenger RNA, 4451 nt
Organism: Propithecus coquereli (Coquerel's sifaka)
Lineage: Eukaryota; Metazoa; Chordata; Mammalia; Primates; Indriidae
Gene: PTPDC1
Product: protein tyrosine phosphatase domain containing 1
Exons: 9
Coding region: 105-2522 (805 amino acids)
Biological process (GO): cilium assembly; protein dephosphorylation
Molecular function (GO): protein tyrosine/serine/threonine phosphatase activity
Source: RefSeq, a predicted model, not a curated record